GCUUCUUUUUUUCUUUCUUGUCAAGAUGAAGUCAACAACUCUUUCAUCACCUGAAGACAAAAACAUUGUACGAAAGGCAUUGCCAACUUCAAAAAUAUUUACUGCAGCUGUUGCCCGACUUUACGUUGCCAAUCCUGAUCCUUCCCAGUGGUCUUAUUCAAGAGUAUGGGGAGCUGCUGCAUUCUGUAUUGAUAAAGCAAAGAACAAUUCAUUUUUUAUUAGAAUAAUAGAUUUGGAGAGAGAAGCAGGUGUCAUUUGGGAACAAGAGUUGUAUGAAGGAUUCGAAUAUGUUCAAGAUGCGCCCUUCUUUCAUACAUUUGAAACAGACGACUGUCUAACAGGUUUAGAAUUCGUGAGUGAGGAAGAGGCUGAGACGUUUUAUAAAAAGGUUCAGAACCGUCAAUCGCUAUAUUCAAAAGUAAAUGAUCAAAAGGAGAGUGCAGAGGGUCUGUUUGGAUUAAAAAAGGAUAAACGCAAGAGCAAGAUUGAUAAAAACCAUAUCGGUAUGCCAGCUGACUUUAGACAUUUAAGCCAUAUUGGCUAUACUCCUGGAAAAGGAUUCAGUGUACAAAAUAAUGAUCCUGAACUCAACGGUAUUCUCAGUCAGCUACAGGCUCUUGGCAUUUCGGCUGAAGAAAUCAAUGAUAAUCAAGAAUUUAUUCAAGAGUUCUUACAGCAAAACAAUCAACAACAACAACAACAACAA
Rhizopus microsporus ATCC 52813 is the source of this 706-nucleotide messenger RNA. Its product is annotated as WH1-domain-containing protein. The transcript is spliced from 5 exons. The record is from RefSeq and is a predicted model, not a curated record. Lineage: Eukaryota; Fungi; Mucoromycota; Mucoromycetes; Mucorales; Rhizopodaceae. Gene Ontology annotation, biological process: actin filament organization. The annotation marks the transcript as partial.